Molecule: messenger RNA, 8043 nt
Organism: Homarus americanus (American lobster)
Lineage: Eukaryota; Metazoa; Arthropoda; Malacostraca; Decapoda; Nephropidae
Product: carboxylesterase 4A-like
Exons: 15
Coding region: 839-3607 (922 amino acids)
Biological process (GO): chemical synaptic transmission; presynaptic membrane assembly; postsynaptic membrane assembly
Cellular component (GO): cell surface; synapse
Molecular function (GO): signaling receptor activity; neurexin family protein binding
Source: RefSeq, a predicted model, not a curated record
GUCGUAUUGGUAGCACCUCUCGCACACUGUUCUCAACGAGUCGCGGAAGGUGUCUCGCCGGCCUUCAGGCCAUUAUCCGCGAGUACUACUUCUCCAACGAGGUCCUGAGUGUUGCGCUGUGUGUCGUUUUCAGUGGUUUAAAAUGCACACCUUGGGUAGAACUUCCCAGUGUAACUGACAGCAGUGGAGUAGUUAAUACAGAUGAGAAUAUAGACUCAGUUACCACCCUUCCGGACGAGAGGGGAUAAAAGUACAAUCCCCGAGUCAACAUCAGUGAAAAACUUAAGUUAUACACACAAGUGGAGGUUUUAACCGCAGUUCGCCCCAACAAAACUCCUGGACGUUUUUAGGGAGUGACGUGUUUGUGUCCGACCUUCACGUGUACAGACAACCCCACAGCCGUGAUCAACCAGUGUGUUUACCUGGACGACCUCUACUACGACCUCGACGACCAUUACCUAGAGUGACAUUGGAGGAACUUAAGCCGUCAGGAGAUAAGGAAGUGAGGAGGUGAGGCGGUGAGGUGAGAAGGUGAGGUUGCCGGAGACUUGAAGCUGCCGGGACCGAUAGUUCUGGGGACACCCUGAAGACCUACCCAUGGCGGCUCUGUCCUUAUCCAUCUGAGGUGAUGUUCACCUCACUUCAACAUGACGGUGCUGGAACUGAUGCCCCUCUGAGGGCCACAGUCCCGCCUUACCCGCCCAUACGCCCGCACGCCCACACACGGGAAGGCUGAAUAGCUAGUCCUCUCACACCUAUUACUGCUAGCCGCCCUCCGCGCCCACAUGAGGGAGAGGUGAGGGAGGGCGGGAGGUGGAGGCGAGGGCGUGAUGGUGGUAUGAUCCCGCGGGCGUGGGCGUGGCUGGUGGUGCUGGCCGCCGCAUGGCAGGUCCCGGAAGCCGCAGCUGCCGCCAAGACGCGCCUGGUCACCACCAAGUACGGCCAGGUCCAGGGCCUCAUCAGGCACCUCGGCCACCUACUGGGAGACGUAGAAGUCUUCAUGGGCGUCCCUUACGCCAGUCCGCCCGUAGAAGAAGGGCGCUUCACCCCCACUAACACCCCGACGCCUUGGGACGGGGUGCUGGACGCUACCACCCCACCCCCAGUGUGUCCCCAGCUGCUGCCAGACCCUGACGAGGCCCAUAUGCCUAAGGCGCGGGCAGAGUUCAUCAGGAAGGUAUCCCCCGCCCUUAUCAACCAGAGCGAGGACUGUCUCACCGUCAACAUCUACACCCCUAUCAUGGUCAUCCCCGGGUCAGAGGUGUACCCGGUGCUGGUCUACCUGCACGGUGAGAGCUUCAGUUGGGGCGCCGGCUCCCUCUACGAUGGCUCCGUCCUCGCAGCCUACGGAAGGGUCGUGGUGCUCACUCUCAACUACCGCCUGGGACCUCUAGGGUUCCUCAACACGUACGGGGGCGGGACAGGUGGUGUGGUGAGUAACUUCGCGCUGCUGGACCAGAUCGCUGCCCUCAACUGGGUGUCUGAGAACAUCCAACAGUUUAAUGGCGAUCCUAAAAGGGUGACGCUCUUCGGCCGUGAUACUGGCGCUGCCUGUAUCUCCUACCUCAUGGAGAGCCCCAUCGUCCCCCAAGAUUUGUUCCACCGUGUAGUGAUGGUGUCGGGCUGGUCUGGUUGUCCUUGGUCGAGAGUCUCAGCGCCUCUCAGCGUCACCCUGCGUCUGGCCGUGGCUGCAGGGUGUCCUGUACCAGACGACCCUGCUGCCGCUCACCCUCGCACCGUCUCCUGUCUACGGUCGGCGCCCUUGGAGCCACUGAUGUCUGCGGCGCGGCAAGUGGAGUCCCCAGCCUUUAUGCCUGCGUGGGGGCCCAGCGAAGACGGUGUGGUGGUCGCUGGAGGGAGACGAAGAGCGUCGCUGGGACACCGACAGGUACAGGUGAUGAUAGGCUUCACCCCCUGGGAGGCCUGGGCCUGGCUAGGGGAAUCUCUAGUAACCAAAGGCGUAAACGAUAUAACAUUCGAGCGUGUGGCGAGGACGUGGGUUCGCAACACGCGCCACCAUCACCUGAGGGAGGUUCUGGCGGCGGCGCUGCAGGAAUAUACAGACUGGACGGCGGUGAAGCCAAGCCCAGAGGUGCGGAGGAACUUACUUUUCCAUCUACUGGGUGACGCGGGGAUGGUAGCACCCCUGCACCAGGCAGCCGACGCCCUGGCCCACCACAACAAAGUGUUCAUGUUCCUCUGUGAUCUGGCUAGUCGUGUCCCAGGACAGAUCCAGGCGCCCGGGUGGGAGUUGGGACUCAUAUGGGGCACAGGACUGAGCGACGUAACCAGGUCCGCAGGGGCUCCCUCACCGCCCAUCAGACCCCCAGCCCUUACCCAGCUGUCAGAGGACGUCAUCACCUUGCUCACAAAUUUCGCCAAGUCCGGGGACCCAAACCUGCCUAGAGAGUCUCCGUCACCAGGGUUCGCUGCAGUAGCCUGGCCACGCUACAAGCCAGAAACUAGGCAGUACCUCAGAAUAGGUGUCCCGCCCACGGUGGGGUCACAGUAUAGGGCCCAUCAACUGGCACUGUGGUCAUGGCUGGUGCCAGAGCUGGAGGCGGCGGGCAAGUCCUACCCUCCCGACCCCAACUCGUGGGAGGUGAGCACCGACCCCAAUCUCUUCUACGGCGUGGUGAAGCCUCCAGACCCUUGGUACUUCCUCCAGCCUAACACUACAAUCGCCCCCGCCGCCGCCCGCGACACCACUACCACCACUCCUGCCACACCCUCCCCUAAGCCCACCACACCCAGAGUCACCACCACCCUGGCUCUGUCUCCUACCAUUGCUAGCAGUGCGCCCAAGAUGCCAAUGCCAGACUCAAGUGAGUAUGUGCGAUACUCCACGGCCUUGCUGGUGACGGUGGGCCUGGGGGUCUCCUUACUGCUGCUCAACGGCCUCAUCUUCCUCUUGUUGUUCUGGCGACGACCUACCCACCACCCAACCUGCCAGGGACACCACCACCACACACAGGAAGGGUCGGAUAUGCCGCGGGUGGGGUCGAUGAUGAGUCUGGGAGGACUGGGAGGCAGCUACGGAGGGCCCCCAGACUGUGUGAAGGCUUCUUACGAGAAGCUCCACCUCACUGCUGACGAAAUACAGCACCUCACCAGCAGGUCACCCUCGAGCACCCUCAAGAGACCAAAGUCCCCAGGAAACCUCAAGAACCAGGGUUCCUUCAGGGCUUCCCACGGUGUCGCCACUAUCAGCAGGUCUCCUCGGGGUGUGGUGUGGUGGGCGGUCAUAGAGACGUCGUUCACAGUAGAGCCCCCCACGUUACUUCGGGACGGAGGUGAGGGACGGCCACGCGCCGGGUCAGUGGUGGCCACGAUUGGUAAUCAGACGGCCGCCCACGAAGACACAUUACGGGCGUGGUCAGUGCCAAGGGAGAUAUCUCCUGGUACAGUUGUGGGCGCCAAUGGGAACGGCAACGGGGGCGGCGGUGGCAGCGGCACUCUAAUGGGCGGCAACGGUGGAGAUGGGCGGCCUAAUGGGUGGGCAACGUUCGUGGGGGAGGUGCCUGAGCCGCCCCCACCACCCAGGACCUCCACCCUCAGGAAGGAUAAGAAAGUAACCAUCUUAGAACAGACCGUCCACAGGUUAUGAUGAACCCCGUCACCCUUAUCUAGACCAUCCUGCCCUCCCUGCCCAGACUAUCCUGCUCCCCUCCUGCCUAAACCAGCCUGCCCUCCCUACCUAAGCCAUCCUACCUUCCCUGAAUAGACAAUCCACAAAUCAUCCUAACCUUAGGCCGUACACACACAGAUGGGUCCAGACCAUCACGGAAGACCCACCACCCUGGGGUAUAUAACCAACACCAACAUGGCUCGUGUUGACAGUAGUGUGUACGAGGUGAUUCUCUCUCUCUCUCUUCAAUAUCUUUUUCUGGUCUCUUUCUCAACAGAUCGCUCUUUCUCUAUUUUUUUUCUCUCUCUUUCUGGCUGUUACUAAGGGUACAUUUCUCACCCUCACACCACACCCUCUCAUUUUCACCUCAACCUCACACCAUAUCACACCCUUCCACCCUCACCUCGUACCAUCCACCCAAAAAUUACACCUUCCCACCCUCGCACCACAACUUUGCAUUCUCUACCCUCAAACCACACCCCCCACCCCCUGACCACACACCCCACCCUCUGACCACACCCUCCACCCUCAGACCACAACCUCCACCCUCAAGCCACACCCUCCAUCCUUCAGAGUAUCACCUUCCAACUCUUGACAUUCAUAGUGCUUAUGAUUCAUACCCUGGAUGACAACACUGGAUUUUAAACUCUGAAAAAUCAUAACUAUCAUGGCAAGAACUCGUGUCAUGUCUCCAAGCCGUCUUUGGCAAGAGCUUCUGCAGAGGGCAGUGCCAAAGCCCAUCAUACAGGACAGUUAUGAAGGCUUAAUGAACCACAUGUAACAUUUCAUGGCCCGAUGAACAGAGUGAUAAUUGUCAAGGCUCAGUGAAAAACACAUGAAAGUGCCAAAAUCAUUUUGAAUCUGACAAUAAUAAUUCCGGGGUUGAAUGAACGGCUCGUGACAAUGUCAGCAUUAAGUGAACCAUUAGUGACAGUGUUUGGAAGAGAAUGAGCCUCAGUAGACUAAUAAACCAACCAUGACAAAAGAAAAUAACGAGAUCAAAUCUUUACUGUGACAUAAAUAAGCGAAGUGUAUCAGUGGCAAGAAUAAGUGAGCUACUCAAGACAGCUAACUGGGCUGUAACAGUUGUGUGUGAACGAAGCAUUACAGUGUUGUAGCUGAAGCGUUCUCUCAUAGUCGAGUGGUUCGUUCAUGAGACUGCCAGGGUAACUAAACCAUUCAAGACAGCGUCGUAGAUCAAAGGAAAAUAUAAUAGUGUCAGGGUUAAAUGAACCACUUUAGUGACUCACUUUUGAGUGAACCAAGCAGGACGGUUGUCCAUAAACCCUUUUUGGCAGUGACACAAUGAAACCACCCAUAGCAGCGUCGAAAUUAAGUGAACAUCCAUAUCAGUGCCAUACUUAAAGAGAACUACUUACGACAGUGUCGUAGUUAAGUGACACCAGUCAACAGUGCCACAAAUAAGUGUCAUAGAUCAAAACUGUUAAAUCUGAGUGGAAAAGUCACGAACAGUCAGAUUUAAACCAUUCAUAUGGAUGGGUGCCUGAGUCAAGUGAAAGACUCACGGCAAUAUUCGAGUUAAAUAGACACUAAUAUCAGUGCGUGAAUCAUCUAUAUUGAUGGUAGUCCUCGAGCAGUGUUGGGGCCACUCCUCGUGGUCCCAAGAGUAAGAGUAAGGAACUCGGCGGUGGAAGACUUCAGUCAUCACUCACUCAUGACACUGCCAAAGUUCAAUGACUUGACCAUGACCAGUUUAUACCUAUCACAGUUAUGUGACUACUCAUGACAAUUACGUGACUGCUAUGACAAUGAGUGUUAAGAGAUUUGAAAUGACAGUUAUUUAAGUGUUCAGGACAGUAGAGCGACUGAUGAUGACAGUUAAUUGUCUGUUCAUGACAGUUACGUUGAUGACUAUGCCAGCCAUGACACUGCCAGAAUUAAGUAACUAAUCUUGACAUACUCAUGACAGUGCCUGAGUAGGGUAACUGCUCAUGACAGUGAAAGAUGAAGUUACUGUCCAUGACAGUGUUAGUGUCUAUGACAGCACAUAUGACAAUGCCCAGACUCCAGUUCUCUGAACAGAGCAGUAACUAAUUUAAGUGACUGCUCAUGACAGGCAAGUGACUGUUUAUGACCAAGUAAUGUGGUCAUAACAGUGUCAGAGUUAGGUGAUGACCCAUAGCAGUCAAUGGAAUCGUUCAUGAGAAUGCCCAGAGUCUAGUAAACGGCUCAUAACAGUUUAAUAGUUAAUUGGCUACUCGUGACAAUUAAGUGUACUGCUCAUGACAGAUAAGAGACCUGUCCAUGACAGCAUCAGAGUUAAACGACAGCUCAAUAAGACAAACUCCCAACAGUUAAGUGAACCUGUUGAUGACCGUACCAUCGUCAAGUGACUGCUCAUGUUACGCUCAUGACAGUUAAGUGACAAGCUCAUGACAGUACCCAGAGGGAGAAUGCCAAAUUUCUGGGUCUUUGAGAGAAUAUUUCUGAUUUACUGUAUUUUUUGGAGGCUGUAUUUCUAUGUGCAAACAAUAUGUGUUACCUUACAUACCUCCCCCUCCCUUCCCCAACCAAAUGACACCCCCACACACCCCAUCCCACACCCCCCCAUCCCACACAACCCACCCCACACAACCCAUCCCACACAACCCACCCCACACAACCCACCCCACACAACCCAUCCCACAUAACCCAUCCCAUGUACCCAUUACGUAGAGUCUGGACAUACCUGCCACUGUUACGUCUCUUCUAUGACCAGCGGGAGGCGAAGAUAUUAAGAAUGAUAAGGAUGAAGAUGAAGGAAAUCUAUAGCACUGGAGGAGGAGGAGGAGUACGUCGACGAUGAUGAUGAUUGUGAUGAUGAUGAUGGGAAAGAAGAAUGAGAAAAGAGCAGAUAGUGAUACAAUUGUUAAGAUAAAGACGCAAAGACAACGAAGAAAAGGGAUGUAUUAAUAACAUUUAAAGAAGUACAGAAUGAUGAAAAAAGGAAGACAAAAAAGCUGAUAAAGAAAACAAUUGACUGACGACGAAAAAAAAAAAGUGAAAUGAAACAAAAUUAAACGAAUACAACCACAGUAAAAAAAAACGAAGAUGAUGAUGAUGAUGAAUAAGAAUAGAUGGAGGAGGAGGAGGUACAAGUGAGAUAAGGAAGUAAGUGAGUGAGAGAGAUGACAUCCUUCAAUGUCUCUUUAGAAUGAGGAACUUAGACCUAGCAGAAUCCACGUUCAUGGGGGUAUGUCAUAUGUUGAUUGGUCUUACACAUGAUGACGUCCAAUGGAAUCCUUUGUAAUCAUACCUUACUAAUCCAACGUCACCAGAGAUUAAACCUAUAUCCCUUACUUAACGUAAUCCUUACCUAUAUCUCAACCUAUCCUAAACUUAGCCUUAGUAUACCAGAAAUUAUCUUCAUCUAAUUUCUAACCAAACAUAUCCAUCUUAAAUCCAGGUUAAUCCAAUACAUUCAAAGUAAUCCCUAGUACUUUUGUCUUCGGGUGAAAUGGGUGGUAGCUUUUUAAGAGCGGACAAAGGCCAAUCAGCACACGACAGUCCCGCAUGCGUGUGGAUAAUGCUUUGUAGAUGCCAGCCAUCACUGUGAACACAAACUACACAACAAGAGUCAAUAUUUUGUUAACUUGUUCGGCUGGAACAAAUUGAACUGAAUAUAACAAUAGAGAAGUGGUCGGUUUUGAUUGAAAGUUAUUAUUGUUAGAGAAGUUAGAGCCAGAAUUCAUUGUUUCGUGACAACAAAAGAUGUAAAUGGUAUAUAUGUGUGUGUGUUUUAUUGUGUUAUGGUUGAAAAUAGAUAUUUGCCAAAAAUACAACCAGAAACAUGGAAGCUGUACCAUAAAGGCACCUUAGCCCUUUACCAGCAUGAGGACGAUGAUCGAUCGAUGGCGACAGCAAUGAAAUUAUUGGUGUUGUGAUUGAAAUAAAUAUCUAUCCGUUUAUAUAGAAGCCAAGGCAGCUAUACCAACAUCAUCUAUAUAAUCACACAAGUAAAGAGAAGCGUUGUUGAUGGAAAGGUGUUACCACAAAAGUUAAAGAACAAGUAUUCACGAGGUCCGCUACAACAGUGAGGUUUGACAACAAAGAUGUCAUGAAAUAUUACUUGAAAAUGAGGCGGUUAAUCAAGAAGUUUUGUGGCCCCUUCUAGUGUUGUGAUUGAAAACAGAUAGGCAAUGUUUAUAUAUAGAAAACAAGGCAGCUAUAUUAUGAGCAUAAUAUCCCUUAUGCGAAGUUUCUGGUCACCUGUGAACAUGAGGCGACGCUUCUCGUGUGUCAAGUGUCAGGUGGAGUGUGUGGUGUGUGUCGCCGUGAUCAUGGAGGAUAAGAGAACACUCCAGGGUUUUGUUAGCUGGCUCAUCCCAAGCUGGCUCGGUUAUGUCCGUCUCCACGCCAUCGUUUUGUAACCAAACUCUGUUACAAUGUUCGUUGAGUAAACUAAGGGUUAUGUA